GACAGAUUUGACACAAAAACAAACGUCUUUCACGUGUUUUUUGUUGUCCUGGAAUUAAUUUUCUAUUUUAAUGAAUAAUAAUAUAUGUAUAAUAAAAAUAAAUUAAUAACUGAAUUACACAAUGUUGCUUACAGAAGACAAAGAGAUCGAUAUAUUUGUCGCAAGUAAAAUAGGCUCUUUCAAGCAUAUAAAGUACCAUACAGACAACACAAAGAACAGUAAAAAAUGUAUUGAAAACUUAGUGGAUAUAAAGAGCUUGCAGAAGGAUGACAGUAUCACGUGUAUGGUGUGGGGCAACCCGGAACAAACUGAGAUUAUCCUGGGUAGGAAAAAUCAACAGAUAGAAGUAUACAAUACAGAGAAAAGUGAAGUUGUCAAAGCUUACACGGCGGAUUUUUCAAGUGGUCACCUGGUCGGGCUGGGGCGAUGCAAGCGGAAAUACUUAGCGGCGCUGUCAGGGGGUGUCGUGAAAGUGUGGAGCAAGAAAAUGGAUUUCACGGUGGAGACAGGGAAGCUGGACCGGAUGAGGGUCUGUGAGGAUGAACCUACAAUGUUUGCUACAGGUGGUGAAGAAAACGACCUAAAAAUCUGGCAGAUAGGUGAAGCAGCCCCCUUGUUCACCGCCAAAAACCUUCCACACGAUUGGCUGCAGUUGCGCAGGCCUGUUUGGGUGUCAGACCUGACCUUCCUGCCUGGUGAGGGGGGAAGACUAGUUGCUGUCUGCUCCAGGCAUGGAUAUGUUCGGUUGUACGACACGCGUGCGCAGCGGCGACCCGUCUGCAACGUGGACUUCAACGCCAUGGCUGCUGUGUGUAUAGCGCCCAGCUUCGACCAACGAAACGUCCUAGUUGGCUUCGGACGAGGUCAGCUCCACCAGGUGGACCUUCGGAAGAGUCGACCAGACAAAGGCUUCAAGGGUGCCGCCGGGGCCAUCACAGACGUUCUAGCUGUUCCCGGGGAGCGGCUCAUCUUCAGCUCCAGCCUGGACAGGCAUAUAAGGGCACACAAAUACGACUCCAAGGAACUGCUGUACAAGCAAUAUCUCACCUCAAAGUUGUCCAGUCUGCUGGUACAAACCGCCACCACUACUCCGCUGAAGAACGAGCCAGAAGUAAAGGAAGAGUUGAAAGAAGAGAAGCCAGAAGAUACAGAAUAUAAAGAUGACGACAUGGACGAGUUGUUUAACAGUAUGGAGACAGUAGGUGAGAAACCGAAAAGGAAGAAACUACCCACAGAGCCGACAGAAGCAAAGAAGCACAAGUUGGACGACCCAGAGGAUGCGAUCAAGCAACUUCUACGAAGCACAGAGAAGCAGAAGCGAAAACGCGAGAAGCGGAAACGUGAAAAGAAGGCAAAGAGCGUGUUCCAUAAUGCUUAAUAAUAAAACCAUAAAUAAGAAA
Galleria mellonella (greater wax moth) is the source of this 1400-nucleotide messenger RNA. RefSeq names its product WD repeat-containing protein 74. Gene Ontology annotation, cellular component: preribosome, large subunit precursor; nucleolus. The coding region runs from base 122 to 1378 and encodes 418 amino acids. Gene Ontology annotation, biological process: ribosomal large subunit biogenesis. NCBI's taxonomy places the organism in Eukaryota, Metazoa, Arthropoda, Insecta, Lepidoptera, Pyralidae. The record is from RefSeq and is a predicted model, not a curated record. Gene Ontology annotation, molecular function: protein binding. The transcript has 8 exons.